Molecule: messenger RNA, 1955 nt
Organism: Ananas comosus (pineapple)
Lineage: Eukaryota; Viridiplantae; Streptophyta; Magnoliopsida; Poales; Bromeliaceae
Product: signal recognition particle 54 kDa protein, chloroplastic-like
Biological process (GO): SRP-dependent cotranslational protein targeting to membrane
Cellular component (GO): signal recognition particle
Molecular function (GO): GTP binding; 7S RNA binding; GTPase activity
Source: RefSeq, a predicted model, not a curated record
CCUCAUUCUCUUCUUCGCGAGCAUCCACCUCCCUCUCUCUCGGCUCCUCUCCCGCAAAUCCCUUCACUAGGGAAGUGUGGAGUUGGGUGAACUCGGAAUCGCGAAACGUCUGCAGAAGAAGAAGCAGCAGCUUAGUAGUGAGAGCGGAGAUGUUUGGGCAGCUUACUAGCGGCCUCGAGACCGCAUGGAACAAACUCAGGGGUGUAGAUGUUUUGACAAAGGAGAAUGUUGCCGAACCAAUGCGAGAUAUCCGGAGAGCUCUUCUGGAAGCUGAUGUGAGCUUGCCAGUGGUAAGAAGAUUUGUACAAUCUGUUAGCGAACAGGCUGUCGGCACUGGCCUGAUCCGAGGAGUGCGGCCUGACCAACAGUUAGUGAAGAUUGUGCACGACGAACUUGUGAAACUAAUGGGUCGAGAAGUGUCUGACUUAGUUUUCUCCAAGUCCGGCCCCACUGUAUUCUUAUUAGCUGGUCUACAAGGCGUUGGGAAGACUACAGUUUGUGCAAAGCUUGCCUUUUAUCUUAAGAAACUGGGGAAGAGCUGCAUGCUGGUUGCUGCCGAUGUGUAUAGGCCUGCUGCUAUUGACCAACUCAAAAUUUUGGGUGACCAGGUUGGUGUGCCGGUUUAUGCUGAAGGAACUGGAAUAAGGCCUUCAGAAAUUGCGAAGUGUGGUCUGGAAGAGGCCAAAAAGAAGAAAAUUGAUGUUAUUAUUGUGGAUACUGCUGGAAGACUGCAGAUUGAUAAAACAAUGAUGGAUGAAUUAAAAGAAGUAAAGCAGGCUGUGAAUCCUACAGAAGUUUUGCUUGUGGUGGAUGCAAUGACUGGCCAAGAAGCUGCAGCACUGGUCACAACGUUCAAUAUUGAGAUUGGUAUCACUGGUGCUAUACUGACAAAGUUAGAUGGUGACUCUAGAGGUGGAGCAGCUCUGAGUGUUAAAGAGGUGUCUGGAAAGCCAAUUAAGCUUGUUGGGCGGGGGGAACGCAUGGAGGACCUUGAACCUUUCUAUCCUGAUCGGAUGGCCGGCCGUAUAUUAGGAAUGGGAGAUGUUCUUUCUUUUGUGGAGAAAGCACAAGAAGUCAUGCGUCAAGAAGAUGCUGAGGAACUACAGAAGAAGAUCAUGAGUGCCAAGUUCGACUUCAAUGAUUUCUUGAAGCAAACACGAGCUGUUGCACAAAUGGGCUCUAUGAGCCGUGUGAUUGGAAUGAUCCCAGGCAUGGGCAAGAUUACUCCAGCACAAAUUCGUGAAGCGGAGAAAAGUUUGAAAAUUAUGGAAUCUAUGAUUAACGUGAUGACACCUGAGGAAAGAGAAAAACCAGAAUUAUUAACUGAAUCGCCUGAGAGGAGGAGAAUUGCGAGCGAGUCUGGAAAGACAGAGCAACAGGUGAGCCAACUCAUCGCUCAACUUUUCCAAAUGCGUGUACGAAUGAAGAAUCUGUUGGGAGUGAUGGAAGGAGGAUCCAUUCCAGCAUUGAGCAAUCUCGAGGAGUCGCUUAAAGCUGAGCAAAAGGCACCUCCUUAUACUGCUAGGCGGAAGAGGAGAUCGGAGCCCCGGAGGCAAUUCGCCGAUUCAGCAUCAGCAAGGCCAAGCCCACUCGGUUUUGGAGCGAAGAAUUGAGCAGAAUUUGUGUUUCUGGUAGGCAAUUUGCAGACAAUAUCAGCGAGGCCAAGCCCGUGUGGUUUAGGAGCAAAGAGUUUGACGGAAUUUCUUUGCUUGCAGUCUUGCAAGAAAUUACUUGCAUGCUUUGCUGUAGGCUGUCUUUAUUUUCUCCUCUCUUUACGAGUGUUGCAAGUUAAUUCGAAGAAUGCUUUGGAGGGUGGGGAGUUCUUUUUUAAUGAAAAGUAUCCAACAACUCAAGGUGUAAUAGAGCAAAUCUUCAUGUAUUGGUUGACAAAUCUGUAUUAUUUUGGUAUAAUGUUUCAGAGGAAAAUGUAUGGUUAGGUUCCAUUUUGUCAGUAA